Gopherus flavomarginatus (Mexican gopher tortoise) is the source of this 3932-nucleotide messenger RNA. It is a transcript of the gene FUT4, whose product is annotated as fucosyltransferase 4. The transcript has a single exon. Gene Ontology annotation, cellular component: membrane. Lineage: Eukaryota; Metazoa; Chordata; Testudines; Testudinidae. Gene Ontology annotation, molecular function: alpha-(1->3)-fucosyltransferase activity. The record is from RefSeq and is a predicted model, not a curated record. Bases 1 to 1065 code for a protein of 354 amino acids.
AUGGAGCCGGGCCCCGCUGGGCCCCCGGGCCGGGGACUGCGCCGCGGGCGGCGGCUGCUGCUGGCGGCGGGGCUGAGCUGCACCGCGCUGACCCUGUACACUUGCCUGCAGGAGCUGCCCCCGCUGGACGCGGGGCCCGGCCGGACGCGGCCCCCGCCGGAGGUGACCGUGCUGCUCUGGUGGGAGCCCUUCGGCCACCGCCGCCACAUGGCCGACUGCCAGCUGCGCUUCAACAUCAGCGGCUGCCGGCCCAGCACCAACCGCAGCCGCUACUGGGAGGCGCAGGCUGUGAUCUUCCACCACCGGGACUUGGUCCUCCACGGCCUGGGCCAGCUGCCCGCCGGCCCCCCGCAGCGCCCCCCGGCCCAGCGGUGGGUGUGGAUGAACUUUGAGUCCCCCUCGCACUCGCCUGGGCUAAGGGACCUGGCUGGCAUCUUCAACUGGACCAUGUCCUACCGGAUGGACUCGGACAUCUUCAUGCCCUAUGGGUACCUCCGUGCCAGGCAGGCAUCCCCACGCUUCAGCUUGCCCCACAAGACCAAGCUGGUGGCCUGGGUCAUCAGCAACUGGAACGAGGCGCAUGCCAGGGUGCGCUACUACCACCAGCUGAGGAAGUAUCUCCCCAUUGAUGUGUAUGGGGCACAAGGCCUGGCGCUGGAGGAGGGCAGCAUGGUCAGGACCAUCUCCCAGUACAAGUUCUACCUGGCCUUUGAAAACUCUCAGCACACCGACUACAUCACUGAGAAGCUGUGGCGGAAUGCCUUCAAAUCCAGCGCUGUGCCCAUCGUGCUGGGCCCUCCCAGGUCCAACUACGAGCUUUUUAUCCCACCCAACUCCUUCAUCCACAUCGAUGACUUCCCCAGCCCUAGGAAGUUAGCCAUCUACCUGAAAUUCCUCGACCAAAACAAACCCCUCUACAGACGGUACUUCGCCUGGAGGGACAAAUAUUAUGUUCAUAUGACUUCCUUCUGGGAUGAGCAAUAUUGCAAGGUUUGUGAGGCUGUUAGGACAGCUGGGGAUCAACUCAAGAUCAUACAAAAUUUGGCCAGCUGGUUUGAAAGCUAAUAGUGUUGGUUGGGGAGGUUUUCUUUGUUGGCUUUUCCUGAGGAUGCAGUACAGCCAAACCAAGGCUUAAAAAGCACUAGUUUUCAUGGGGUCAUGCACCUAGCCAAAAAACCCAGAAGAUUUCAGAAGUGUGUCUGAGCUGUCGCUUGAGAAGCAGGUUUAAAAAUGUGGGUGAACAGACCAUCAGACUGCUAUAUGUUUGUUAUGAACUUAGGCAAUUCCAUUUUUGGGCUAUGACAGACCCAGCACUUUCUCAAGAACUUGAUUAUCUGGUGAUCCAGAGCUGAAACCAUAAAUGCAGCAUGGUGUUAGAAUCAUAGAAUAUCAGGGUUGGAAGAGACCUCAGGAGAUCAUCUAGUCCAAUCCCCUGCUCAAAGCAGGACCAACACCAGCUAAAUCAUCCCAGCCAGGGCUUUGUCAAGCCUGACCUUAAAAACCUCUAAGGAUGGUGGUUCCACCAUCUCCCUAGGUAACCCAUUCCAGUGCUUCACCACCCUCCUAGUGAAAUAGUGUUUCCUAAUAUCCAACCUAGACCUCCCCCACUGCAACUUCAGACCAUUACUCCUUGUUCUGUCAUCUGCUACCACUGAGAACAGCCUAGAUCCAUGCUCUUUGGAACCCUCCUUCAGGGAAGGCUGCUAUCAAAUCCAAUUUCUGUCACUCAGCCAAUUUUGUCAGCUGUGACAGUUUCCAGGAUUGUGAGACUUCCUCAUACAGUUCUGACUGUAUUUUUAUUCCCUUCUGGUAAUAUAUUUCUGCUGAACAAAGGCAAAUGUAUUAACAGUGAUCAUUGGGAAAAUGAAAAUUCUUUUGCAUACAAAUUCUGAGCCUUGUGCCUUUAAUGUAAUAGUAUAACAAUACACAGGCAGUUAUUGACAAUGUUUUAAAUAGCUAUAACCAAAAAUAAAAAUGGAAAAAUCCUUUACUAGGCAUCUUAAAAGUCCCAGUGAGGAAGAAGUGUGUGGAAGGAUGUGGGUGUGAGUAGAACAAUAACCAGCUCUGAAGGGUAGCAAGUAUUUCCUCCACUGCUUGGUGGGUAUCCUAAUGUGCAGCAAAGCAUGGGAUGGACUAAGUCUAAGUAAAAACAACAAGGAGUCCGGUAGCACCUUAAAGACUAACAUAUUUAUUUGGGCAUAAGCUUUCAUGGGUAAAAAACCCACUUCUUCAGAUGCAUGAAGUGAAAAUUACAGCUACAGGCAUAAAUAUAUAGGCACAUGAAGAGAAGGGAGUUACCUUACAAGUAGAGAACUAGUGCUGACAAGGCCAAUUCAGUCAGGAUGGAUGUGGUCCACUCCCAAUAACCGAUGAGGAGGUGUCAAUACCAAGAGAGGGAAAAUUACUUUUGUAGUGAGCCAGCCACUCCCAGUCCCUGUUCAAGCCCAAAUUAAUGGUGUUAAGUUUGCAAAUGAAUUGUUGCUCUGCAGUUUCUCUUUGAAGUUUUAAACCCAUCUUUCUGUGGCCUGCCUUCAGUAGACGCCUGAGUCUGUUUAAAGGCAUCAGCUAAAAAAACCAUCUCAUCCACAGUCUUUACAUCUUUGUCCCAUAGACACUGCUUUACAUAUGCUUAGGAAAUACUUGUGAGCAACAAGAUCUAGCAUUCCUUCAAAACUUGCCACCUCUUUACCCCUCACCCAUUUUCCCAACAAAACUUUAAUUUUGUUUACAUAUUCCCCAUUACUCAUAUCAAUAUCCCUCUUAAGAUUCCUAAAUUUAACUCUAUAUGUUUCAGGGGUAAUCUGAAAUCUUCGCAAUACAGUAUAUUUAAAUUUACAAUUGUCUAAAGCGUCUUCAACAGGCAUUCCAUUGAAUACAUUUCGAGCUUUACCAGUUAAUUUCACAAUUCGGGUGGGAACUGUCUUACCAGGAAUUUCAUGCAUUACACAAAGUCUUUCAAAGGAAGUCAGAUAUUCAGCAAUAUCAUUGUCCUCAUUGUACGCAGGACAUAAGUGUUCUCAUUUGUGGAUUUUUGGAGUGAUGGGAAUUGUUGGGGGUUCUGGUUCUGCUUCUCUAGCAAGUACGGUUGGUGAUUUCGCUCUCUUUUUCUCUCUCUCUCUUUUUUUCUUCCAUGGCCCUUCUGGGUGCAGCCUCCUCCCUGGCUGACCCUGCCUCCAUAGCCCUUCUGUGUGCAGUCUCCUCUCUGGCUGCCUCUGCCUCCGUAGUUUUCCUCGUUGCAGCUGUUUCUUUGAGCCUCAUUUCUGCCUGCCACAUUUGAAACAAACGGUCCUUUGCCUUCUCUUCCGCUUCCAGUCUGGCAAGCUCUAGUUUUGUAGUUGCCUCAUUGGUAGUCAUUUUUCUGCUUCUCUGUUCCUACUUUCCUUUCCCGAAAUAAGCAAACAGAAAAUAACAAAACUGUGACCUCCUCGUGACUGUUCUUAACCAGGCGGGGGAAGGAUAGCUCAGUGGUUUGAGCAUUGGCCUGCUAAACCCAGGGUUGUGCGUUCAGUCCUUGAGGGGGCCACUUAAGUAUCUGGGGUAAAAAUCAGUACUUGGUCCUGCUAGAGAAGGCAGGGGGCUGGACUCAAUGACCCUUUGGGGUCCCUUCCAGCUCUAUGAGAUCGGUAUAUCUCAAUUUAUAAUAUAAUAACCACUGCACUUAAGACUCACUUAAAAUCACAAAUAUCAGUGCUUAAAGCGUGAACUCCAGCUGGAGUAACAAGCUGCACAUACACCCUGCUUACUGCACCACUGUGACUUUCCCCCGGACCAGUGAUCUGCUAGGUCAUGACAGUCCUUGACUCUGGGAGCCAGCCUUACCCUGCUCUGCUGUGAGAACCCCCUCUCCUGGGCUGUUCAUGCACAGCUUCUAGCAUAUAAGCUGCUACUUGCAAGUGAAUGACACUAUCCAAUAUCUCUGGUCCCAGACACAA